CAAACCGCGCCAGCUCCACAGCGCUGUGAGCCUGAAAACACUUUCCCAAUCCUGGACGUCCAUUCCCUCCCUCCUCUCUCCUCCUCCUCCCCCGCCACCACCACCACCAGACCAAGCACAGGAAACGGCACAUUUUUCUAUCCAAAGUAAAAUCCAACCCAUUUCUCUGCCUCCCAAUCUCCCGCUUCCCUCUCCCCUCCCCUCCUCUUCCUCAGCUCGAGUCCAGACGCUCUCCUCAACAUCUGCCACGUAGCGAGCACAAGGAACCCCUCGUCCAUACAUCAUCCCCCUCGUCCAUACAUCCCCAUCCCUCCUCGUCCAUACAUCCCCAUCCCCCUCGUCCAUACAUCCACCCCCCUCGUCCAUACAUCCACCCCCCUCGUCCAUACAUCCCCAUCCCUCCUCGUCCAUACAUCAUCCCUCCUCGUUCAUACAUCCAUCCCCCUCGUCCAUACAUCCAUCCCCCUCGUCCAUACAUCAUCCCUCCUCGUUCAUACAUCCAUCCCCCUCGUCCAUACAUCAUCCUUCCUCGUCCAUACAUCCAUCCCCCUCGUCCAUACAUCAUCCCUCCUCGUCCAUACAUCCAUCCCUCCUCGUCCAUACAUCCAUCCCCCUUGUCCAUACAUCAUCCCUCCUCGUCCAUACAUCCAUCCCCCUCGUCCAUACAUCCAUCCCUCCUCGUCCAUACAUCCAUCCCUCCUCGUCCAUACAUCCAUCCCCCUCGUCCAUACAUUAUCCCUCCUCGUCCAUACAUCCAUCCCCCUCGUCCAUACAUCCAUCCCCCCUCGUCCAUACAUCCAUCCCCCUCGUCCAUACAUCCAUUCCUCCUCGCCCCCCCCCACACUCUCUGUGGUCCGAAGGGCAGCCGUGUCGCCUCCAGCCCAAGGGACUCGUGGCCCCGGCUGCUGAAAACUGGACUCGAGCCCAGGAACUCGGUGAACAUCGUGUGAACAUUUGCCCACGGUGAACGAGCAGCAACGUCGCCAACAAAGAGUUCCCCGCCUGCCCUACAACAUGAUGGUUCUCAAGUCUAAGCUGAGCGCCCUGGUGUUCGGGAAGGACCAAGAGGUCGCGCCUCUCACCAGCGACUCGGAGGCCAUCGAGCUCGCCCCCACGGCGCCCCUCGUCCCACCACCCUCGCAUCCCGGACACGCGGUCACGUACCUGGGCAAGGUGCGCCUGUUCCCCGCGCCGGCCCUGGGCCCCAGCUGCACCGACCGCGCCGUCCAGGAGAUGUGGGCCCUGAAGGCCGAGGAGCCCAACCUCGCUCGCCCCGCACGCCUCGAGAUCCGGCCCUUCCACAUCCGCAUGCACGUGCAGCUCCCGCCCUCUCAGGCCUCCUCCGCCGCCUCCUCCGCCGCGUCUUGCGAGCGGGCGAAGCCGGCCGGCGAGGAGGACCCGGAGGACGAUGACGAGAACGAAGAGGAUGAUGAGAACGACGAGGGGGAGGAGGAGGAGGAGGGCGGCGUGGCGACGGCGGCCGUGCGUGCGCAGCGUCUGCUGUGGCGGAAGAAGCGGCGCGGCGGUGGCCGUGGAGGAGGGGGAGGGGGAGCGGAGGAGCAGCGGCGGCGCCGUCGGCGGAGGCAGCCGCGGGAGGGUGGCGGCUGGCGCACGGACUCGUUCGACGUGGCGCGCGUCGCCUUCUGCUCGGCCGAGCACCGCGCCAGCGGCCUGGUCUUCGCUUGGCUCUACCGGGAGCACCGCGGGGGAGCUGGGGGCGGCGGCGCUGGGGGCGGCGGCCCGGCGCUGUCGUGCCACGCCGUCGAGUGCCAGAGCGCCGAGCAGGCCAAGCGGCUGGCGCACACCAUGAUGGAGGCGUUCACGCGCACGCUGCACGGGAUGCACCGCGGCGGCGGCGGCGGCGGAGGGGACGGCGCCGCCGCAGGAGAGGGCUGGCAGGUCGCCACGGCAACCGCGGGAGGAGUCGUCGGAGGAGGAGGAGGAGCAGAGGACCUCAAGGUCUCCGUGGACACGGGCAGCGGCUGCUUCGGAGUGAGAUCUUGAGGGGUGGCGGCGGGGGGGUGCGAGGGGAUUCGUCCGUCGUCGAGGCAAACCGCGACAUGGGCCUUGCCUGGAAGUCACCGACCGGGCUGUGCUGGACGCGUUCAGUCAACUCUCGGUAGUCCGGACGACGCCGUCGCCUCCCUCCACCGCUCCCUCCGCAGUCGCUUCGCUCGCUGGCCCUCGGCGAGCGAAGAGCGAAGCUGCCCUGGGCUGCCAAGCUGAGCCGCCGUGUCGGGGGAAGAGAUUUUAUUUAUUUUUUUGGGACGCACGGCUAACCCGGAGCUCCGGCGUGGGGGAAAUAAUCGACGGUUGACUGUACUCGAGUCCUGUGUGUAUCUAUACGUAUAAGAGAUUGUUGAAUUAUUUAAGCCAAAGCAUAUGGUCUUCAUUUUGUUGUUGUAAACGCUAAAGCCAACCUGCAGAGUUACUGGCCAGUUAAAAAGCCAUCGGGCGAUUGUGCAACACGUAGGAGGUGAUGUUAGGAAGCUCUCGUUUUGCCGGGGAGUGGAUUCGAGACGCUCUUUCUGUCCAGGUUCUCCACAUUGGGAUGAUGUGUCCCACUCAACGAUAAUGUGCCCCUCUCAGCGAUGAUGUGCCCCUCUCAGCGAUGAUGUGCCCCUCUCAACGAUGAUGUGCCCCUCUCAGCGAUGAUGUGCCCCUCUCCACGAUGAUGUGCCCCUCUCAACGAUGAUGUGCCCCUCUCAAAGAUGAUGUGCCCCACUCAACGAUGAUGUGCCCCUCUCAACGAUGAUGUGCCCCUCUCAACGAUGAUGUGCCCCUCUCAACGAUGAUGUGCCCCUCUCAACGAUGAUGUGCCCCUCUCAACCAUGAUGUGCCCCUCUCAACGAUGAUGUGCCCCUCUCAACGAUGAUGUGCCCCUCUCAACCAUGAUGUGCCCCACUCAACGAUGAUGUGCUCCUCUCAACGAUGAUGUGCCCCUCUCAGCGAUGAUGUGCCCCUCUCAACGAUGAUGUGCCCCUCUCAGCGAUGAUGUGCCCCUCUCAACGAUGAUGUGCCCCUCUCAACGAUGAUGUGCCCCUCUCAACGAUGAUGUGCCCCUCUCAACGAUGAUGUGCCCCUCUCAACGAUGAUGUGCCCCUCUCAACGAUGAUGUGCCCCUCUCAACGAUGAUGUGCCCCUCUCAACGAUGAUGUGCCCCUCUCAACGAAAUUUCAGAGGGUACGUCGUACGAUAAGUGUGUGUGUGAGUGUGUGUGAGUGCGUGUGAGUGUGUGAGUGCAUGUGACUGCGUGUGAGUGCGUGUGAGUGCGUGUGAGUGUGUGUAUGUUUGUGAGAGUGUGUGUAUGUUUG
Petromyzon marinus (sea lamprey) is the source of this 3314-nucleotide messenger RNA. It is a transcript of the gene PID1, whose product is annotated as phosphotyrosine interaction domain containing 1. Gene Ontology annotation, cellular component: cytoplasm. Gene Ontology annotation, biological process: regulation of reactive oxygen species metabolic process; negative regulation of insulin receptor signaling pathway; regulation of mitochondrial membrane potential. The record is from RefSeq and is a predicted model, not a curated record. Lineage: Eukaryota; Metazoa; Chordata; Hyperoartia; Petromyzontiformes; Petromyzontidae.